AUGCACAAUAUCAAACAUCACGGCCUAUAUCGCCUCCUUUUCGAAAUAAAUAUGUAAGAUCUCCUCCAAUUCGCGCAAACUCUACACCACCUGUAAAUUAUCAUUUACAAAAAAUAUAGAAGAAUUUGAAUAUAAUAAUUUAAUACUAAAUAUGAACACUAUUAAUUUGAAUGAUAAGUAUCAAGAGGAUAUUAUGUCAAAAAGAUAUUAUUAUCAACAAAAUAAUUCUUUUUCUUCUCAAAAUUUGAAUGAAUAUGAAAGAGCAAGAACUGGAAUUAUGCCAUCAGGGCCUAGCAUAUUUGAUACCGAGAAGAGUAGAGCAAAUACUCCUCUGCCAAUUGGCUCGAGAAUAAUGCCAUGGGAUAAUAGAGAUAAUGUAUAUUUAGAUUAUCGAAAUACUUCUUCAGAUAUAAUCGAUUUUUCAUCAAAGCAAUCAAUAUCUAGUAAGACGAAUAUAGCAAUGGGCGAUGAAAUGGCUCCCAUCAAUUUUGUACAUCAUCCUCAGCAACACGCAGCAACUCCCUGGCUAACUAUGAAUGAAUUUACUCAUCAUCAAAGUAGAGUUAGUAGUCCUUCUAUCACGUCAGGUAAUGAUUUCAGACCACCUGCUUUCACGCCUAAUUUACUUAGCACAGCAAAUACAAUGAGUCCUGAAAGUUUGCACACUCCUAUAAAUAAUGAUAAACUAUUACUUCAACAACUUCAGUCACGACAAUGCCAAAUUCUAUUACAACAAGAACAAAUUUUAUUGUUACGUGAACAAAUGAUGCGCCAACAGCAACAACAGCAACAGCACAACAGCAGCAGCAGAGACGAAAGCAGCACAGACAAAAGCAGCAACACAUAGUAACAACUAUGUCUAAUAAUAAUAUUGAGCAAAUACAUGUCAAUUCUGCUUCUACGGGGCUUUUCCCUAAUGGGUCCAAUAAUACUAUGACAACUCCUAUACCUACUAUCACUACACCCACAAGCCCUGUUCAUAAUCGUGUUCCAUUAGUAUUUGCUUCUCAUGAGUCUCAUACUUCAUCUAAUGUGAUGCUUGAAACUAAUAUAACACCUAUUGUUCGAAGCGCUCUACUUGAAGAAUUUCGAAAUAAUAAAUCAAGGAAAUUUGGAUUAAAGGUAAGAUCAUAUCAUAGUCAUAUAAAUAUGUAUAUAAAUCGCCCCCCUU
Molecule: messenger RNA, 1171 nt
Organism: Cokeromyces recurvatus
Lineage: Eukaryota; Fungi; Mucoromycota; Mucoromycetes; Mucorales; Mucoraceae
Exons: 4
Coding region: 152-847 (231 amino acids)
Source: RefSeq, a predicted model, not a curated record